GUGUGGCACUGACAUGUGUUUGGGGUUCGUGUACGACCGGCCCAAACGCUCAGGAGAAGAUGGGACCUCGGCCAGGACAGAGGCUCGCUCUGCCUUCCAGUAUGUACCGACCUCCGGCUCCUGCAGGAACAGGUGUUUCGAGCUGGUUGAGCUGGAUCCUCCGAACUGUCGCUGUGACAACCUGUGUAAGACGUACAACAGCUGCUGCUCGGACUUUGACCAGCUCUGCCUCAGGACAGAGGGGGGAUAUGAGUGCAGGAAGGAUCGAUGUGGGGAGACUCGCAAUGAACUGCAUGCCUGCCACUGCUCUGAAGACUGUUUGGCCAGAGGAGACUGUUGCACCAACUACAAGAUGCUGUGUAAAGGAGACAGCUCGUGGCUGCAGGACGAGUGUGAGGAGAUGAAGACCCCUGAAUGUCCAGCUGGAUUUGCGCGUCCGCCGCUCAUCAUGCUGUCAGUGGAUGGAUUCAGAGCGUCUUACGUGAAAAGAGGAAACACGGUCAUUCCCAAUAUCGACAAACUCAGAACAUGUGGAACCCAUGCUCCGUACAUGAGACCCGUCUAUCCCUCCAAAACCUUUCCAAACCUCUACUCACUGGCUACGGGUCUUUAUCCAGAGUCUCAUGGUAUUGUUGGCAACUCCAUGUACGACCCAGUGUUUGACGCCACGUUCAGCCUGAGGAGCCGAGAGAAACUCAAUCAUCGCUGGUGGGGAGGACAGCCGAUCUGGAUCACUGCACUCAAACAGGGAGUGAAGGCUGCCACCUUCUUCUGGCCUAUUGCCAUCACAUUAGAGAGGAGGAUACUGACCAUGCUGCAGUGGCUCCACCUCCCUGAAGGAGAGAGGCCCUACGUCUAUGCCAUGCACUCUGAGCAACCGGACAUAUAUGGACACAAAAUGGGGCCCAUGAGUGCAGAACUGAACAACCCUCUGAGGGUCAUCGACCGAAUCAUUGGUCAGCUGAUGGAUGGACUGAAGCAGAUGAGACUGCACCGCUGUGUCAACAUCAUCCUGGUGGGGGAUCAUGGUAUGGAAGAGGCCCACUGCGAUCGCACCGAGUUCCUCAGUAACUACCUCACCAAUACUGAUGACAUCAUCCUCAUCCCUGGAUCUCUAGGCAGAAUACGCUCCAGACACCCCAACAACCCUAAAUAUGACCCCAAGGCUGUUGUUGCAAAUCUAACAUGUAAGAAAAGUGAGCAGCACUUCAAGCCGUACCUGAAGCAGCACCUGCCCAAGCGUUUGCACUACGCCUACAAUCGACGCAUUGAGGAGAUUCAUCUGCUGGUGGAGAGGAAGUGGCACGUCGCCAGGUAUACAACAUACUGAUCCGUCAUUCAUUCUAUUGAUUACAGGAAGGUUCCUGAGGGGAGGAGGCACUGUGGAUUCGCUGGUGACCAUGGAUACGACAAUAAGAUCAACAGCAUGCAGACUAUUUUCCUGGGGUACGGACCCACGUUUAAAUUCAAGACAAAAGUUCCAGCCUUUGAAAACGUUGAGCUUUAUAAUGUCAUGUGUGAUCUUCUGGGCCUGAAACCAGCCCCCAACAAUGGAACCCACGGCAGCCUGAACCACCUGCUGAGGACCCCCCUCCACAGACCCACCAUGCCAGAGGAGGUUUCCAGACCCACGGCCUCCGGUCUCGCUUCUACGGGAACAGAUGACCUGGGCUGCAGCUGCGAUGACAAGGUCAGCUGUGGUAACAAAGUGGAGGAGCUAAACCAGCGACUGAGGCAAGCUAUUGAUGGUCAGUCUUCCAUGAUUCUACUGAAAUUUUUCUCCUCUGCUGUAAAACCCUGUGCUCCUCCUCUCUCAGACAACAGGAACCUUCCGUACGGUCGACCUGCUGUACUCUUCCGUACCAAAUACUCCAUCCUCCACCACAGUGACUUCAUCAGUGGCUACAGCGAGCCUCUCUCUAUGCCCCUCUGGACAGCGUACGCCGUCAGCAGACAGGUAGAGGUGUCUCCUCUGCCAGAUGUUCUGUCCAACUGUGUGAGACCUGAUACCAGAGUCCCUCCAGCCUACAGCCAGUCUUGUACCAACUACCGAGCAGACAGACAGAUCACGUACGGCUUCCUGUACCCACCACAAUUGUCCUCAACGAUAGACAGAAAAUAUGAUGCUGUCCUUAUCACCAACACGGUCCCCAUGUAUCCUGCGUUCAAGAGAAUCUGGGGCUACUUCCAGAGAGCACUGGUGAAGAAAUAUGCCACUGAGAGAAAUGGAGUGAACAUACUCGUCGGGCCCAUAUUUGACUACAACUAUGAUGGUGUCAGGGACUCGGCAGAGAAGAUUAAAGAGUAUGUGAGUGGAACAAUUCCCAUCCCCACACACUACUUUGUGGUCCUGACCAGCUGCUUAGACUUCACUCAGGCUGCAGACACAUGCAGCGGCCCGCUCAGCAGCGCAGCAUUCAUCCUGCCACACAGACCCAACAAUGAUGAGACCUGCAACAGCUCAGAGGAGGAGUCCCGCUGGGUGGAGGACCUGAUGAAGAUGCAUACAGCUCGGGUCAGAGACGUGGAGCUCUUGACGGGCCUGGACCUGUACCGCAGAACCACCCGGAGCUACGCUGAAAUCCUCUCGCUCAAAACUUACAUGCACACGUACGAGAGCGAGAUCUGAUCUCUGAGCGCUCUGUUAAUGCUAAUGUGACUGAUCUUUUUCAGCCGUGGUGGAUGUAUGUGGUACAAGGACGAGAUGGGAUUGUCUACACUGACCUACACUAGCCUCUUCUCUCCCUGGGCACUGUUGCUGCCAUCAGCCAUUUUAACUGUUCAGCAGCAGGACAGCAAAACAUCUCUGCUGCUCUGUGUUAUUGUUUCAGGGUUGACUCUCAAAUAUUAUCAAAUUCCAACUGGCAUUCAAGUAAAUAAACAGAAAGGCACAUUCAAAUUAAGGAUUUUAUGAAGAUUCUCGACAAACAUAUUAUUCUGGCUUUCCAACAGACGGUUAAUCUUAUUUGACAAUCCAAUUUCAAGCCCCAAAAAUUAUUAUAAUAAUUAAUUCACGGGCUUGGAUUAAAUGUUUAAAUUUGUGCCAUACUGUGUUAAUAUCAGGUGGUUGAGGUUGAUACUAAAUUGCCUUGUAAAAUCUAUGCUGUUUCCUUGUAUGCUAUUCAUGACGACAAGUGAAAUCACGUGCAGCAUGGCCACAGCAACUUGUUAGGGGACCCAGGGGCAGAAUAUUUCCUGCCAGGCCCCCAAUGAACCUCCCCCCCUCUUUUAAAAACAGUUCUUUAUACUGUUCUCACCCAUUACAGACCAGUCUGCGGCAGAUGACCAACAAAUGAGAUGUGAUCCUAUUCUGGGAAAUGAUUUGACAGCGGUUUGAUUUUAUUUUCAGACAGUUUGAUUAAGGAUAGCACAAUAUGAGCCAAAACAUUUGAUACACAUUCCGAAAUGAAUUUACAAAUGAUCAAAUUGCCAGAAACAAACAGACACAGUGAACAACACAAUAAGCAAUAUUCACAUUUUAAUCUGCAAGCCAUAUAACAACUUCAUAGUCCCAUACAUAUACUGCAGAUAUACCUAUUAUAUUAUCUUUAAAGAGCCUGUAAAAUAAUUAUAAAUCCAAGCUAAUUUGUUGAGCACAAUAUUUCCUGUGUGAAAAAUAUAACAUUUUAUUAAUCUUUAUUCCAGCACAAAGAAUAAAUAUUGGUCCAGACAGAACAACCACAUCGGUACUAAGGCAGGAUUGUACUAGUGCAAUGAGCACAUAUUUUCCUACAUGAUAUUGACCCACUCUGACAUUUUGUUUACUAAUUUUACUUUGUGUGCAUUGAAUUGUGUAUUUUUUGACAAGGAAUAAUAAUAAUGCUACGUGUUUGUGUGUGUUGAAUUCAAGAUAUUUGUGUGUGUGUGUGUGUGUGUGUGCCUGUCGUGAUGUUGACGUUUUGGUCUGUGCACAAUAACAUUGAUGAUGAUGAUGAUUUAUUAUGUUUUCUCUAAAGCAUUUACCACCUGUGAGA
Messenger RNA from Platichthys flesus (European flounder), 3974 nucleotides. RefSeq names its product ectonucleotide pyrophosphatase/phosphodiesterase 2 (gene enpp2). Gene Ontology annotation, molecular function: nucleic acid binding; calcium ion binding; phosphodiesterase I activity. The transcript is spliced from 24 exons. Lineage: Eukaryota; Metazoa; Chordata; Actinopteri; Pleuronectiformes; Pleuronectidae. The record is from RefSeq and is a predicted model, not a curated record. Gene Ontology annotation, biological process: immune response; phosphatidylcholine catabolic process.